Molecule: messenger RNA, 1001 nt
Organism: Colletotrichum destructivum
Lineage: Eukaryota; Fungi; Ascomycota; Sordariomycetes; Glomerellales; Glomerellaceae
Product: Putative PRELI/MSF1 domain, Slowmo/Ups family protein
Exons: 1
Coding region: 331-921 (196 amino acids)
Biological process (GO): phospholipid transport
Cellular component (GO): mitochondrial intermembrane space
Molecular function (GO): phosphatidic acid transfer activity
Source: RefSeq, a predicted model, not a curated record
AUUUUUCCCAUCCCUUUAUUAUCAACAAUCGCCUCCUUCUACUUUUCACUUUCGGAGCAAUUCGACUCAUCAUUGUCGCUUGACACUAAAAACACAAACAACCCAAACAACCAACAGCUCAGCUUCGUCCACCUAUUUCGAGCUUGCUGGCCACGACUUCUACGACCUCUCCACGAUAUCCAACCGAUAGACAUCAGCUAUUCGAGAUCUUCGAAAAAGCACAAGGCCAAAGAAAAACAAGAUACUGGUCCGACUUCGCGAGAGCUGCUCCAGCCCUUGGCCACCCAAGAGAACAAUCCUCCACCCGACACAUCCACCACCACAUUCACAAUGAAGGUCUUUUCUAACGCGGUGACCUUUAACUACUCCUGGGAGGAGGUCUCCGCCGCCAACUGGCGGAAAUACUGCCCGUGGAACGACAAGACGACGCACGUGAUCGCCGUCGACACCAUCAACCGCAGCGUCGACCCGGCCACGGGGAUCCUCCGCACUGAGCGCCUCAUCACCUGCAAGCAGUCUGCGCCCAAAUGGUUCGCCUCGCUCGUCGGUGGUGCCAGCGCCGGCGGCGACCCGGACGUCUCGCAGGUUUUUGAGACGUCUUACGUCGACCCGGCCAAGAAGACCGUCACCAUGGUCUCCCAGAAUCUCACCUUCUCCAACCUCAUUUCCGUUCAGGAGUCGGUCGUCUACAAGCCCAUCAGCGCCACUCAGACCCAGUUCGUCCAGGACGCCCAGAUUACCGCCCUUUGCGGCGGCUGGCAGCGGAUCAAGAACGGUAUCGAGGACCAGUGCGUGUCCCGCUUCCGCGACAAUGCCCAGAAGGGUAAGGAAGGCUUCGAGAUGGUGCUGGCCAUGAGCAGGAGGGUGUUCGCCGAGGAGCGCGAGCGCGAGAUGCGUGUCCGCCAGGGCAUUGCGGCAUAAUCUUCUCUUGUCCAGAGAGGGAAUGCCUCGGAGUUCCGAACGGUACGACCGCGACUCAACGGGUUCCCUACUCUCCCUUC